Molecule: messenger RNA, 2862 nt
Organism: Pseudoliparis swirei
Lineage: Eukaryota; Metazoa; Chordata; Actinopteri; Perciformes; Liparidae
Product: signal transducer and activator of transcription 1-alpha/beta-like
Exons: 23
Coding region: 125-2383 (752 amino acids)
Biological process (GO): regulation of transcription by RNA polymerase II; cell surface receptor signaling pathway via JAK-STAT; type I interferon-mediated signaling pathway
Molecular function (GO): RNA polymerase II cis-regulatory region sequence-specific DNA binding; DNA-binding transcription factor activity, RNA polymerase II-specific
Source: RefSeq, a predicted model, not a curated record
GCAGUCGCAGAAGGAGGCUGGUCGCUCCCUGUCGUCGCUCUGUUUGGGGAAAAAAGAAGCUUUAAACUAAAUUAAAAUAACAUUUCCGGCACAUAUCGAGCUUGUUUUCUCUGAAUAAAAGCAGAUGGCGCAGUGGGAGCAGCUCCAGCUGCUGGACUGCAAGUACCUGGAGCAGGUGGACCAGCUGUACGACGACUCGUUCCCCAUGGACAUCCGGCAGUACCUGAGCAGGUGGAUCGAGAGCAUCGACUGGGACACGGCGGCGUACCAGGACUCUCUGGCCACCGUCCGGUUCCACGACCUCCUCACGCAGCUGGACGACCAGCACGGCCGCUUCGCCCUGGACAACAACUUCCUGCUGCAGCACAACAUUCGCAAGAUCAAGAGGAACCUGCAGGACCGGUUCCAGGAGGACCCGGUCCACAUGGCCAUGGUGAUCUCCAGGAACCUGAAGGAGGAGAAGAAGAUCCUGGAGAACGCCAAGAACACCGAGCAGGUCAGCGAGGGCUCCGUGUCGGCCACGAUGGUGGAGAAGCAGAAGCUGGACAACAAAGUGAAGGACAUGAAAGACAGAAUUCAGGUGGCGGAUCAGUACUUCAAGAACCUUGAAGACCUGCAGGACGAGUACGACUUCAAAGUCAACAAUCAGAAGAACAGAGAGAACGACGUGAACGGCUUGUCGGCGAUGGAGCUGGCGAAGGAGAAGAUGACGGUGGAGAGGAUGUGCCUGGACCUGAAAACCAAACGCCAGGAGGCGGUGACGCAGCUCUCCGACCUGCUGACCGCCACCCAGGCGCUGCUGGCCGACCUGAUCUCAGAGGAGCUGCCGGAGUGGAGGCAGCGGCAGCAGAUCGCCUGCAUCGGGGGGGCGCCCAACGCCUGUGUGGACCAGCUGCAGAGCUGGUUCACCUCAGUAGCAGAGAGUCUCCAGCAGGUGCGUCAGCACCUGAACAAGCUGCAGGAGCUGGAGCAGAAGUUCACGUACGAGCACGACCCCAUCACGCAGAAGAAGGAGUCCCUGGAGGCCCGAGCCCUGGGCCUCCUCCAGAGCCUCCUGUCCAGCUCUCUGGUUGUAGAGAGGCAGCCCUGCAUGCCCACCCACCCUCAGAGACCCCUGGUGCUGAAGACAGGCGUCCAGUUCACCGUGAAACUCCGGUUCCUGGUGAAGCUGCAGGAGUUCAACUACCAGCUGAAGGUCAAGGCCCUGUUUGAUAAAGACGUGACGGAGAAGAAAGGGUUUCGAAAGUUCAAUAUUUUGGGAACAAACACCAAAAUCAUGAACAUGGAGGAGUCGAACGGGAGCCUGGCGGCAGAGUUCAGGCACCUGCAACUGAAGGAGCAGAAGGUUCCCGGCAACAGAAACAACGAGGGGCCUCUGAUCGUCACUGAGGAGCUUCACUCGCUCAGCUUCGAGUCCGAGCUGCAGCACAACCAGUCGGGACUCAACAUCAAGCUGGAGGCCAUUUCUCUGCCCGUCGUGGUCAUCUCCAACGUGUGCCAGCUGCCCAGCGGCUGGGCCUCCAUCCUCUGGUACAACAUGCUGACCACCGAGCCCAAGAACCUGAAGUUCUUCCUGAAGCCUCCUCUGGCCCGGUGGUCCCAGCUGUCCGAGGUCCUCAGCUGGCAGUUCUCUGCGGUGACGAAGCGAGGCCUGAACCAGGAGCAGCUCAACAUGCUGGCCGACAAGCUGCUGGGAGCAAAGGCCAAGAGGAACCCGGAGGGACAGAUCCCCUGGGUCAAGUUCUGCAAGCAGCAGAGUGCCAAUGAGAAGGCGUUCCCCUUCUGGUUGUGGAUCGAGGGGAUCCUGGACCUGAUCAAGAGGCACCUCCUCCCCCUCUGGAACGACGGCUCCAUCACGGGCUUCCUCAGCAAGGAGAGGGAGAAGGCUCUGCUGAGCGACAAGUGUCCCGGAACCUUCCUGCUGCGCUUCAGUGAGAGCAGCCGGGACGGAGCCGUCACCUUCACCUGGAUCGAGCACGACGUGCACGACAAGCCUCUGUUCCACUCCGUGGAGCCGUACACCAAGAAGGAGCUGUCCGCCGUCUCCCUGGCCGACAUCAUCCGCACCUACAAGGUGAUGGCGGCGGAGAACAUCCCGGAGAACCCGCUCCGCUUCCUCUACCCCGACAUCCCCAAAGUCAAGGCCUUCGGGAAGUACUACCCCAAACCCUCAGAGUCGCCGGAGCCCAUGGACGUGGAGAACGGCCCGGAGAAGAGCGGCUACAUGAAGACGGAGCUCAUAUCCGUCUCAGAAGUACAUCCGUCCAGGCUGCAGGACAACAUAAUGCCGAUGUCGCCUGACGACUACAAAGAGCUGUCGCAGUACAUCAGCCCCAGAGACGUCGACGCUGUGAUGAAUGUAGAGUUUUCUGACCAGAUCUGAGGAGUUCCUUCUUCGUCUUCUUCUUCUUCUUCUUCGUCUUCGUCGUGUCAUGUGAUCCUCGUGUAACCAGAUCCUGUGACUUCCUGUGAAUAGCUCCCCCUGGUGAAGAACUUCAUCCGGCCUGAAUGGAACAUGAGAGCUGCCAUUUUAUUUCUGUACAUAUAUAUUUCUUUUUAUUGGAAUGUGAACCUUAAACCUUAAAUAAAAUAGUAUUAAUCAGAAUGUGAAUCUUCAUGUUUAUAUCGCUGGGAUCUAAAAUCACGACUUUACAGUUUUAAAGGUUUAAAGUAAGACGCUUGUUACGAUCUCCUGGCUGAUCUUUUUAUAUCUGAGAAACUCUUCAACUUCAGGGGAGCUAACGCCUGUGUUGAUGUGUUGAUGUGUUGAUGUGUUGAUGUGUUGAUGUGUUGAUGUGUUAAAUGUAUUUGAUGAGUUUAAAUAAACCAUGUAGCACUUACAUUAUGACAGCUUUAAAUCCA